ACAGCAGCAGCAGCCAGAGAGAAAUGAUGGACUUGUGGCAGUGCCAAGCAGAACUGGUGGAGCUGUACCAAACCCCCUCCCACAAACUCAAUUCCUAUAUUACGGAACACCUCUUGCCCAAUGAGGUCUUCCGCAGAAAUGUCCAAGAUGCUGUUGAUAGAAUCUGUUCUUUCCUGAAGGAGAAAUGCUCCAUGAAAGCCAGGGUCAUCAAGACCGUCAAGGGGGGCUCUGCAGGAAAAGGAACAACCUUGUAUGAAAAUUCAGAUGUUGACCUGGUUAUCUUCCUCGACUGCUUCGACAGCUACUCAGAACAGGCACAGACACGUGAUUCUGUGAUCAGAAUUAUUGAGCAGAAUCUGGAACGUUGCCGCAGGAGUCUAGCUUUCCAAGUUGAUAUCCUACCACCACGGUCAAAAGGUGAACUACGGCGCUCACUCUCACUAACGAUCCAGUCAAGAAGGAAAAACGAAGCUGUUGAGGUGGAUGUUCUUCCAGCAUUUGAUGUUUUAGGACAAAUAACUGAUACAUACAAACCACCUCCUAGAGUCUACAUAGAUCUCAUUUGUGCUGGUGGAAAACCUGGUGAGUUCAAUACUUCCUUCACAGAGCUGCAGAGGAAUUUCAUAAAGCGCUGCCCAGCCAAAUGCAAGGACCUCUUGCGUCUAGUCAAGCAAUGGUACAAGGUUUACAAGAAGUGCCUGAGAGAGAUGUAUCAACCAACAGUAUCCCUUCCAUCCAAGUUUGCCUUGGAACUGUUGACCAUCUAUGCUUGGGAGCAAGGAACUGGCAGAGCACAGCAAUUCAACACAGCGGAAGGAUUUUGCACAGUGAUGAAGCUGCUGGUUCAAUAUCAAGAUCUCUGUAUCUAUUGGACAGAGUACUACAACUUUGACGAGCCCAUAAUAGCAGAAUAUGUAAAAAACCAGCUGAGGGGAACACGUCCUGUGAUCAUGGAUCCGGCAGAUCCAACAGGAAAUGUUGCCCGGGGGAAAGGUUGGGAUCUGUUGGCGAAGGAGGCAUAUAACUGCCUAAGCAUGCCGUGCUGCAUGAAAGGCAGUGAGCCUGUGGAUUCCUGGCCUGUGCAGCCCGCCAAGCCAUUUGAUGACCCUCGUUUCUGUAUUAUCAUAUGAAGCUGUUCUGGACCAGAAGAAGGGAGGUAGGGCAGAAAGAAGAGGAGGAGGAGAAAUAUAAGACAUAUACCAGUGAAUCAACAGAGCUGACUACGAUGUUAAAGAACUAGAUGAAUAAAAUAUAUACACCAUUUACAA
Molecule: messenger RNA, 1268 nt
Organism: Anolis sagrei ordinatus
Lineage: Eukaryota; Metazoa; Chordata; Lepidosauria; Squamata; Anolidae
Gene: OAS1
Product: 2'-5'-oligoadenylate synthetase 1
Biological process (GO): defense response to virus; negative regulation of viral genome replication; regulation of ribonuclease activity
Cellular component (GO): cytosol; membrane; nucleoplasm
Molecular function (GO): 2'-5'-oligoadenylate synthetase activity; double-stranded RNA binding
Source: RefSeq, a predicted model, not a curated record